AUGUCCAAAGGGAAUUUGAACCAAUUUUAUGAUCGGCUUGGAACGGACUUUCACCUUGAGGUCGCUCAAAACUACGGUCCUGUGGUCCGAAUGCAAAGCUUACUUGGAGAACCAAUAUUAUACGUCUACGACCCCAAGGCUCUUAAUACCAUUAUCACCAAGGAUCACCAGUCGUAUCAGGAGGAGGAACUCUUUGUAAAAGCGAACAUGCUAAUUUUCGGACCCGGUCUGAUUUCUACGACAGGCCAUCAGCACCGCAAGCAGCGCAAGAUGCUGAACCCUGUCUUUUCUAUUAAUCACAUGCGCCAUAUGCUUCCGAUCUUCUACAGUGUUACAAAUAAGCUUCACGAAGCGUUGAGUUCUCGUCUUCGUGAUGGACCUCGCGAGCUCGACAUGCUUAAUUGGAUGGGACGUACCGCUCUCGAGCUUAUUGGGCAGGGUGGCUUGGGAGUUUCCUUCGAUCCCCUGAUUGAAGACACUUCGGAUCCCUACGCGGAUGCCGUGAAGAACAUCAUACCCACCCUUUACCAGCUGACUCUUCUGCGGCAAUUUGUCCCAUAUGUGGAGAGUCUCGGACCCGUCUGGUUCCGUCGACUCGUGGUCAAGUUAUUCCCGCACAAACAGCUUCAGAAGAUGAGGUCGAUCAUCGCUACCAUUACUCAAAGAUCGGUGGAUAUCUACGAAGACAAGAAGAAGGGCUUGACGAAAGGAGACGAGCUUAUCUCCAGCCUAGCAGGGGAUGGGAAAGAUAUAAUAAGUAUUCUCAUGAGUUCCAAUUUGUCAGCAUCUGAGCCCGAUAGGCUUACUGAAGACGAGAUCAUCGCUCAAAUGACAACGCUCCUCUUCGCAGCCAUGGAUACAACAUCUAAUAGUCUCGCUCGAAUUCUGGAGCGGUUGGCUCAGCGUCUAGACGUUCAAGAGAAAUUACGCCGAGAGAUCAUACAAGCAUGGAACGAUUCAGACGGAAACCUGUCCUAUGACUCUUUAAUGCGACUCCCUUACCUUGACGCUGUCUGCAGAGAGACCAUGCGAGUCGACCCAGCAGACAACCUUGUGGUCCGCCAGCCCAUCAAGGAUGUCAUACUUCCCUUGUCUGAACCCAUUCGUGGAGUAGACGGCACACUCAUGCACCAAAUAUUGAUUCCAAAGGGAACGAAGGUAAUCAUCGGCAUACUUGGAUCGAAUAUCAACAAGGCUCUAUGGGGUGAGGAUGCUCUAGAAUGGAGACCCGAACGGUGGCUUGCGCCACUGCCUAACGCUCUAACCGAGGCACCGAUUCCCGGAGUGUAUUCCAAUCUGAUGACCUUCUCUGGGGGAGGGAGGUCAUGUAUCGGUUUCAAAUUCUCCGAGUUGGAAAUGAAGGUCGUGCUAUCAGCAUUACUUCCAUCCUUCACGUUUGAGCUGACGGGGAAGCCUAUUGUAUGGAACGUCGCAUCGGUGAGAUAUCCGACAGUAGGGAAGGAAAACAACGAUGCGCAAUUGCCGCUCAAAGUAGGCCUCGUGUCCGUCGUCCACGCCUGA
Messenger RNA from Fibroporia radiculosa, 1521 nucleotides. RefSeq lists its product as uncharacterized. The transcript has 13 exons. Gene Ontology annotation, molecular function: heme binding; iron ion binding; monooxygenase activity. The record is from RefSeq and is a predicted model, not a curated record. Bases 1 to 1521 code for a protein of 506 amino acids. NCBI's taxonomy places the organism in Eukaryota, Fungi, Basidiomycota, Agaricomycetes, Polyporales, Fibroporiaceae.